AUGUUAUAAUUACCUAUUAAUAAUAGAACACCAGGAUAAAAUUUUAGUUUUAACUAGUUUGCCUCUACACCUAAUUCUCCCGAUAGAAACACACCGAGCACGAUAAAGGAUUAUAUAAAAUAUCGAUAACGAAAUUUGCUGGACUUUGUUAAAAGUCGAUUAUAGAGUCGGCAAAAUAGUCCGAAAAACCUUUUUAAGGUGGAUCUAAUUUAGUUUGCGAAAAAGAAGUAUGACAGCAUGCCCAGUCCCAUAAUGGGGGAACAUAAAUUUUUAUCAACUUAAAGAUCGAUUGGUGACUCGAUUCAGAUUGUGAAUGGGCAGGGAAUGACUGAAGAUACAUUAUUUGAUGAAAUAAUUGAUUUGGAGAAUGCGAUUAAUUCGAAUGGAUACGAGAAGAAGUUGAUGGGAUCUUAGAAACAAAUAAAUCAUUCAAUCAUGAAGAAGGAAGUAACUGAAGAUGGUUAAGUGAAAAUUAAUCAAUACACGAUAUUGCAGGAGCUUGGCAAGGGGUCAUUUGGGAAGGUGAAAUUGGCAAAGGACAACAAUAGAAAAUAUGUAAGAAAUUCAGAAUUAUGAUAAUAGGCAGUGAAAAUAUGUGAUAGGAAGAAGCUAAAAUUAAGGUUACUGUCAAGCAAAAUGGAUGCUUAUUCAUUGUUAGACAAAGAGAUUGCUAUAAUGAAGAAGGUGGAUCAUGAAAACAUAGUGUAACUGUAUGAAGUUAUUGAAAAUCCGAAUAACGAUAAAUUGUAUUUGGUCUUGGAAUACAUGGACGGACCUUAACUCUUAUCAAUUAAAAAUAAGAACAUUGAGACAAUUUGGAGGUUGUUUCGAGAUUUCAUGUUGGGACUAGAAUAUCGUAUAUAAUACAAAAAUAUAAGUGCAUAAUUUCGCGAAUAUUGCCCAUAUGGACAUUAAACCUGAAAAUCUACUAUUGAACUAGGAACUGAGGUUGAAAAUAGCUGAUUUCGGAGUCUCUCAAAUUAUGGAUGACGAUUUGGUCAAAACUAAAAUUGGGACCUCAGCCUAUCAACCUCCAGAAGUAUUCACUGAAGACCAAGUAAGAGGCAAGCCAAUCGAUGUUUGGGCUGCUGGGUUGACUUUGUAUCAGUUAGUUUAUAAUGAGCACCCUUUUAUUUCGUUAAGGCAAGAUCAAUUGAAGAAUAACAUUCUCACUCAAAACAUCAAGUGGAGGGAGACCUCAGACUUAACAGAUUUGCUCAAGAGAAUGCUAGACAAGAAUCCCAACAAUAGAAUUACAACCUAACAAGUGUUAGUAUCUUUAUUGAGUUAUUUCAGGAACAUCCAUGGGUGACCAAAAAUGGUCGGUUCCCUCUAAAAAAUGAGUACCAGGGCAAUUUCUGUGUUACUGAGAAUGACAUUCAUAAUGCCAUCACAAGAUUGUCCUUCAAUAUGGCUAUUAGAACUUUAAAUAAAUUGAAAUAGAAGCUAAAUUAAUCUCGCUAGCGAUUAAAAUAAAGAAAGGCUUAGGAAUCAUGA
Molecule: messenger RNA, 1497 nt
Organism: Paramecium octaurelia
Lineage: Eukaryota; Ciliophora; Oligohymenophorea; Peniculida; Parameciidae
Source: the annotation of a GenBank genome assembly